AUGUUAUCAGUAUUAGAUAGAGAGGACAUUCUUAUCAAGGGACGAGAGAGACUCGUCCGGGAAACAACACGCGAAUGUUUGCUCUGUCAUUUGACAUCAAAUCGAUACAGAUCCAGCGAAAUGAAGAUGGUGAUGAAACCGAACCUUAGUGGACCGUACCGGAAAGUAUUUAUUGAUCUCGUUACGUUCCAAAUUGAAACGCAAAAUCGCGAACACGCUGUCAAUUGUCUCACGAUGGUUGACGAUUUCUCAUGCCGCCUAACUUAUCGCUUUGUUCGAAAUAAAACUGCUGCUGUCAUAUCAAAACGCCUACUUGAACUCACCUGCGAAGUCGGUGGACUUGGCCAGAUGGAAGUCUUUAGCGACAAUGGACUUGAAUUCGUCGCCUCCAAGACUCAAGAUCUUCUUGAAUACCUUCAAAUGCACGCCGGACAGAUCUCACCAACAAACGCUAGAGCCAAUAAAGUCGAGCGCUGCCACAAAUCUAUUCGCGAUAAUCUACGAGCCAUCGCCCUUACGGAAUCAAACGUUCAACACAAAUUCGAUCUCGCGGUUUCGACAUAUAACCAUCAGGUGAAGUCAAGCCUAGACAUGAUGACUCCCAUGGAAGUUUUUGGUAUCAAACCUCCAAGAUACUUUUCUGCUUAUCUCCAACACCGCCAAAACGAAUCGAAAUGCGAUUCAAUUCGAGAAUUCACUCAAAAUAUCAAUAUUCUCUUCAAAAAUCUAGCUUCAUUCAAGCUCAACAGAUAUCUCUUCAAAUCGGAAGACUCGACACCGCUACUUUCGGAAGGCGAUAUUGUUGUCUUGAAAGAAAACAGCCUCAGAAAACAUGAUCCUGGUCUUUCUGGACCAUAUGUGAUCACGAACACGCGUUCAAACAACUGCCACGAUAUCGAAAAUCUCUUCACCAGCCAAAAGCUGAUGCGAAAUGGCCGUUUUCUGAGAAAGGUUCAUCUAAGCGAGGAAGAUAAGAAAAAUCUGACGUCAAAGAAUUUGUUCAUCAGAAAAUCCGGACAUAUUCUCUUCGACGAUAACGAAAUAGAUCUUGCGAAAAGUUCACUUGAGCAAGAACCCGAAUUUCUUCUUCAACCCCAGGAAAGUAAAACUAAACCAAAACCCAAAUCCGAUUCCAAAGUAGAAAGCUCUUACAAUCUGCGCAAAAGAUGA
Messenger RNA from Oikopleura dioica, 1170 nucleotides. NCBI's taxonomy places the organism in Eukaryota, Metazoa, Chordata, Appendicularia, Copelata, Oikopleuridae. The record is from the annotation of a GenBank genome assembly.